This is a messenger RNA of Miscanthus lutarioriparius, 2460 nucleotides long. The record is from the annotation of a GenBank genome assembly. Lineage: Eukaryota; Viridiplantae; Streptophyta; Magnoliopsida; Poales; Poaceae.
AUGGCUUCCGCUUCCUUGUACAGGACCAAGCGCGGAGGUCACCGGUCGCCGGAGGGCUUCGCCUGCCGUGAAAGGGAAAUCACCUGUCACCAAGGUGGAAACAGCAUCACCACUGGGGAGUGCACGCAGAAAAGUGCAGGGAGCUGCGAAAAGAAUAAUUUGGAGGAGCAAACGGAAUCCCUUGACAACAAUGAUGCAGCUGAAAUGGACUGGGAAGAGGGGCACGUGGAGCACAUUGAGUAUUCUGAUGAGCUCAGAGAGACCAUCACUGUUGAGUUCAACGACGUACCUUCUUCCACUAACAAGAAGGGUGUUCGCAGGCCCACUGCUGAGGAAAAGGAGUUGGCUGAACUUGUUCACAAGGUCCAUUUGCUUUGCCUAAUAGCAAGGGGUAGAGUAGUUGACAAGGCUUGCGAUGAUACUCUUAUUCAGGCCUCAAUUCUCUCUCUUGUACCGUACCACUUACUAUGGAGUCUUUCUGAUGUUCCAAACCUGAAAGCUAUUAACCUCUACGUAGUCUUUGACAGGGGAUCUUUUAAAUCAAAUUUGGCUUUCACUAUUCAAGAUCAUGUAGGCACUGCUGAAGAGGUUUGUGCACUCUCUGUGGCAUUAUUCAGGGCACUCAACUUAACAGCUAGGUUUGUUACAAAUCUGGAUGUUGCUGGACUCAAGCCUGAUACUAAAGUGAAGGGAACAUUCAGUCAUGAUGCAUCUAGGCUUUGUACUAGGGCACUACCAUGUAGUUCUCCUUUUGCUGCUGAUAAUGUUAUUAGUUCUCCUGCUCUACUGAAAGAUAAUUCUCAAGGUAGUGUCAGAAUGAAUCAACAAAGAGGUGAUCUUGGAAAAUCAAAACAGACCUCAGCAUGCAAGAGAAGUUUAUCUAAAACUUUGUCAAGCAUAAAAUCAGAUCAUGAAAGUAGCUGUGCUUCAACAUCAAAAGAUAAAUCAGACAGCGACCAAUAUCCUUCCAGAAAUAAUGCUGAAGUACCAAAAAGAAAAGGGGAUGUGGAAUUCGAGUUGCAACUGGAAAUGGCUCUUUCAGCUACUGCUGCCAAGACCCAAAAUAAUAAACUAGCUACUCACACGAGUCAAUCGACUGUUAGCUUACAAGAUUCUAGUCCACCAUUGAAGAAAUUGCGUCAAAAUGCGGAAGCUUUAUCCAGCUCAAGUGCAAUUUGGUCAAGAAGUGCUGGAGCUCCGUUAUAUUGGGCCGAGGUAUACUGUGGUGGGCAAGCAUCAACAGGAAGAUGGGUGCAUGUUGAUGUUGUGAAUGAUCUCAUUGAUGCUGAACGGAAAGUAGAAGCUUCUUCUGCUGUUUGCAAGAAGCCUUUAAGAUAUGUUGUUGCUUUUGCUGGAAAUGGAGCCAAGGAUGUAACCAGAAGGUAUUGCUUGCAGUGGCACAGAAUUGCACAGGGCCGAGUGAAUUCAGAGUGGUGGGAUAAUGUUUUGGCACCACUAAAACAGAUGGAACUGGCAGCAACAAACAACUAUGAAGACAUGGAACUUCAAACCAGAGCCCUAACAGAGCCUCUUCCUACCAGUCAACAGGCCUACAAGGACCAUCACCUAUAUACUCUGGAGAGGUGGCUUCACAAGAACCAAAUUCUUCAUCCCAAAGGUCCUGUUCUUGGUUUCUGUAAAGGACAUCCUGUUUAUCCAAGAUCAUGUGUUCAAACACUGCAGUCAAGACAUGGAUGGUUGCGGGAGGGCCUGCAAGUCCGAGAAAACGAGUUGCCUGCAAAGGUUGUUACACGUCCAAAGAGGACUUUCAAUGCUCAGUCAGUUCAAUCAAGUGGUAACGAAGAUGGUCUUAAACCAACCUUGGAACUAUAUGGUGAAUGGCAACUGGAACCUCUACAACUUCCCCAUGCUGUAAAUGGCGUUGUGCCAAAGAAUGAACGAGGCCAAGUUGAUGUAUGGUCAGAGAAGUGCCUUCCACCUGGUACUGUACACUUGAGGUUACCAAGAUUAUUCCAGGUUGCAAAGAGACUUGGCAUCGACUAUGCUCCUGCUAUGGUCGGGUUUGAUUAUCGCAGUGGUCGGUGUCUCCCAGUCUUUGAUGGGAUUGUUGUCUGUACCGAAUUCAAAAGUGCUAUCCUGGAGGCAUAUGCAGAAGAAGAGGAGCGGAGACGGGCUGAGGAGAGGAAGCAGGAGGAGGCUCAGGCACUCUCCAGAUGGUAUCAGCUGCUCUGCUCCAUUGUAACAAGACAGAGGUUGAAGGACUUCUACAAAACACCUUCACACGGGCUUGGUAAUGAAGGGCUGCCCGAAAAUGAUAAUGUCCAUAGCAGCACUCGCAGCAGUGGAUCCACGGAAGGGGAGCCUAGUUCAAGCAAACUGCAGACAGAUGAUGACCAUGAGCAUGAAUUUCCAGAGGAAGACCAGAGCUUUGACGAGGAGACCUUUGUGAGGACGAAACGCUGCUCAUGUGGUUUUUCUAUCCAAGUAGAGGAGUUGUAG